CUGGGGCCACACCCUGCUCCGUCCGCGGCCACCGGGGGUCCAACACUGAACUCUCGCAUGCCAAGCAAGGGCUCCUGUCCUGUGCGCACGCUCCCGACCCGGAUUUUAUUAUGCUGCCGGCUAAAAUUCCAAAUGGGAACUUGGCACCCGGUGUUUGGGGCAGGUGGGGCAGGCCUGCGCGGUGGGGGCGGGCCGCCCUGGAACCGGGAGGGAAACGCCGGGCGGGAAACGCCAAUCCCAAGGCGCGCCCUCUGGGCACCGGAAGUCGCGCGUGCGCAGGGCGCCCGCGCGCCGCCCCGGCCCGCCCCGCGCGGCACGUCCCGCCCGCCACCAGGGGCCGCUGUGGCGCCCGCUCUUCCCGCGCCCACUCUUCCCGCGCGCCGCCUCACUGGUGCCCGAAAUGGCGGCCGCGGCGCUGCUCCGGGGUGCGGCUCCGCGACGCGGCGGCACCGCCUGGCGCUGGCAGCUGCGCGACGCUCCGAGGCGCCGCCUGGCCCAGGACCCAGCAGGCGGCUCGGCCUGGACGCGCUACCCGCUGCAGGGGCGCGGCCUGCUGCGCGUGCGCGGGCCCGACGCGACGCCCUUCCUCCUGGGGCUGCUGACCAAUGAGCUGCCGCUUCCGCCUCCCGCGGGCGCCGGCCCCGCCCCGGCGCGCGCGGGCUACGCCCACUUCCUCAACGUGCAGGGGCGCACACUCUAUGACGUCAUCAUGUACCGGCUCCCUGAGAGUGCGGGCCAGGCACCAGACUUUCUCCUGGAGUGCGACAGCUCUGUGCUGGGCGCCCUGCAGAAGCACCUGGCACUGUACAGGAUCCGGCGCAAAGUCACCGUGGAGCCGUGUCCUGAGCUGCGUGUGUGGGGCGUGCUGCCCAGUGCCCCUGAGGCGGGAGCGGCCACAGCCCUGCAGGAGGCAGCAGAGGGUGGCGCCAUCCUCGCCCGUGACCCCCGCACUGCCUGCAUGGGCUGGCGGCUCCUCACCCAGGAUGAGGGCUCCACCCUGGUGCCCGGGAGUCAGCUGGGACACCCCCAGGAUUAUCACCGGCACCGGUACCAGCAAGGUGUUCCCGAGGGUGUCCUUGACCUGCCCCCAGGAGUGGCCCUGCCCUUGGAGUCUAACCUGGCCUUCAUGAACGGCGUGAGCUUCACCAAGGGCUGUUACAUGGGCCAGGAACUGACUGCCCGUACCCACCACAUGGGUGUCAUCCGCAAGCGUCUCUUCCCUGUGCAGCUCUGCGGCCCCCUCCCUGCUGCUGGCAUUGUUCCUGGCUCCCCAGUGCUCACUGAGUCAGGGCAGGCAGCUGGCAAGUACAGGGCAGGCCAGGGGGACGUGGGGCUGGCCCUGCUGCGGUCGGAGAAGAUCAAGGGCCCACUGCACAUCCGAACCGCAGACAGCAGCCAAGUGACCCUGACUGCGUCCGUGCCGGACUGGUGGCCCACAGCGGCCAAGUAGCCCUCAGGGCCCACCAGCCUGCACGGGGUUUCCUGCUCUUGGUUCACACGUGUCCAGCUGGGCCGUACCUGGAACAUCAGAGUCACGGGGGCCUGUGGAGCAGAAAGGCCGCCAGCUUCCCGGACAGGGCUAGGCAUCGUGCACAGCACCAGUGGGUGAUCGGGAGCGUGUGUGAUCCUGCCCUCCCAGCGUGACAGCAUAGGCCGGAAAAGUGCUUAGACAGGUGAAGGCCGGCCAUGGAGAUCAAGCUUCAAGACCGGGAUUUUCUGCAAAGGCUUUCACUUUGUUUAGCUUUUGUUUUUGAGCCACACCUGGCAGUGCCCAGGGCUUGCUUCUGGCUCUGCACUCAGGGAUCACUCCUGGCCGGACUUGGGGGAUCAGAUGGCUGAACCCAGGUCAGCCGCUUACAAGGCAAGCAGCCUACCCGCUGUGCUCGCUCUGGCUUUUUUGCAAAGAUUUCAGAACCUGGUGACAUCUACAGCCUUAUCAAGUUGUUGUUGUUUUUUAUUUGUUUGGUUUCUGGGGCUACAUCCAGUGUGCUCAGGCCUUACUCCUGCUUCUGUGCUCAUAGAUCUCUCCUGGUUUGGCUUGGGUAACCAUGCGUGGUGGUGUUAGUGAUCAAGCGUGGGUUGAUGGCGUACGGCAAGUGUCCCUCCCUGCCUUAUCACUCUGACCCUGACAUGUUCUGAUCAGUUGUCAUGCUCAGUCAUGAAGCUGCUGCUCUACAGGAGCUGCCCAGCUGCCUGUGGUCAGUUCACUCGAACACUUCGUAUGCUGCCCCUCCCGCCUCCCCGUCACCCUUCUUCUGCCAAGUGCACUGCAGGUGGCAGAGCCCCUGGCUGCAGGAGCUCAGAGCAGCUCUUAUCUCCCCUGAGUCAGGGCGGGCACCAGGGCGGGAGCUGCUGCAUGCAUCAUGGGACCUCUCAGGCUGUGCCCUGCCAGCAUCUGGCGCCAUCAGUCUGUGCCAUUUCUGUUUGGAGACUGGAUGUUUUUUCUCUUGGGCACAUCUCAGAAAGGGCAGCCUGGCCGAGCUGAGGAGGGUGCACGGCCAGACCCUGCUACCCCAAUGCUCCUCUGUUCAGAUGAGACGUGUGGCUCCUGGCCGCCUGGAGGAGGGAGAAAGGCUGGGUAGAGUCAGGUGCAUCUGAGCACAUGCUUCGAGGAGUGGGUGGCGCUCGUCCUGGCCUCAGAAAGGGUGUGGAGUGGGGCCAAUGUCUGGGGACAGCCGAAUAGGAAUAGGGCUGUGUGGAUAGCCUGCCCGGGCCUGCCCUGACCCCUGGCACCUGUGCUGCUCUUGCUAUGGAAUCCACCUUGUUUUUGGGGGGCACACAUGGUGCCCGGGAUGGAAUGCAGGCUUUCCACAUACAACACAGGUACCCAGCCACCUGCGCCACACCCAAGGUCUGUGGCAAGAAGAGGGUGUUAAGCCUGUGGGAACUUCCUGCCAAGCUGCAGCCAGGCACCCUUGGCAUCACAGCAAGGCCCCUCCCCAGGUCUCCUUGUCCCUCAGCCACCCACCCUCCUGGCCAUGCUGUGCACGCUUUCACAAGCCUGUGGAAGCACAGACGCUGUUACUCUGUGUGCACAGUGCCACCCAAGGCCCGGUCUGGCCCCAUCAGUGUGCUCUCCCAUCCAGCCAGCCAAGGACAGCGGGGCGAUUCUCGAUAAGCUGAUGUGAAUACCCGAGUGCACUGUCUGUCCUGUUGGCAGUCUCUCGGGGGUCCACGCCCAGGAAGCCAGUGACGAAGUUCAUUCUGAGAGACUCU
Sorex araneus (European shrew) is the source of this 3216-nucleotide messenger RNA. RefSeq names its product iron-sulfur cluster assembly factor IBA57 (gene IBA57). Gene Ontology annotation, cellular component: mitochondrial matrix. Gene Ontology annotation, molecular function: protein binding. The coding region runs from base 401 to 1450 and encodes 349 amino acids. Lineage: Eukaryota; Metazoa; Chordata; Mammalia; Eulipotyphla; Soricidae. The transcript is spliced from 3 exons. The record is from RefSeq and is a predicted model, not a curated record.